GUCAGUGUUGGCAACAAUUGCUAGCAAAUAAGGUUGUGAUUACAAACUAACUUCAACCCGUGUGAACUCGGUAGUUACUUUUGGGCAAGAGUUAUCCCAAUAUGCCAGCAAAGGAGAAAAAUGCUCCCCAAGUUCUGGAGCUUGCAGAGGGGCACAGAGGUACUCGCCUGGACUGUGCUAAUUUCUUCAUCCAACUCAAGAGUAUUCCGACCCUACAAAACAGUAAAGCAGAGUUGUUUGGAGAUACAAUCAGUCAGUUAGGACCUUGAAACGAAUCGAAAGGCGAAGGCAGCACGUCUACAAUUAUUUGGACAGUUUGGUUGCCGUUGCCAUCAAGCAGCUGAUGGGUUCACGGAAGAAUCAAGAGAAUCUUCUUUCAAUGGAGGAUACUCAGGAACAAUUCAGCGAUUCUGAAGGACAAGCGGAUGUCGAUGGCAGGAGCAAGGAGUCACCGCAAACACCCGAUGGUUCUUCUCCCGACAAGUAUGGAGGCUCUCACAAGAAAACUAGGGGCAGGGUGAAGAUUGAUAUCGAACUCAUCCGACACAAGCAGAAACGGAGCGCGACGUUCCAUAAGCGGAAAGGAGGCCUUAUGAAGAAGGGAUUUGAACUCAGUGUUUUGACAGGCUCUGAAGUGCUCGUGUUGGCUGCGUCUCGCGAUUCCGUCUUCUCCUUCGCCACCAAGAAGCUGCAGUCCAUCUUCAAGUCGAGCGUUGGCCAGCAGCUAAUCCAGUCUUGCCUACAAACCUCAGCAGUACCGGAUGAUGAUCUCACUCGCAGUGAAAUCUCACACACCAGCUCGAUGGCACCAAGACCUGCUGCACCAAGAGGUCGAGAUGGAAAUGCGGGUGUACAGCAUGGAGCACCAGGCAGCUGCAGCAGCGGCAGCGAGUAUUGUUCUGUUCCCGACGGCUAUUCCGAAACCGAGUAUCUAUGUGACGGGCGCCGACGAGAGACAUUCAUAAGAUACCCUGGUGGUAGCCGCACGGAUCGUUUGGCCUCACCCGGACGCACCACCUCUCCGAAAUCACCGCUCCCAACCCGAGCAUGCUCUGCAGCCCGACCAGUACCAAUAUCAGUUGGAGCAGGACCCAUGGCAAUAAGGGCGACAACACCAGUGGCGACAGCUUGCACUGCUAUGCAGUACUCCACCCAUACCCUGCCUGUUUUACCAGCCUCCACGCACAUUGCACCUGCACCGUAUCCUGGUGGUAGCCACGUAGAUCAUCUCAUCCCGUCCAGAACCACAGCCUCUCCAAGAUCAUCGCUUUCAGCAUAUCCAUGCUCAGCAGCCCCACCAGUACCAAUGUCAGUUGGAGCAGGACCCAUGCCAAUAAGGGCGACAACACCAGUGGCGACAGCUUGCACUGCUAUGCAGUACUCCACCCAUACCCUGCCUGUUUUACCAGCCUCCACGCACAUUGCACCUGCACCGCAGCACGCACAGUUGGUCGGCUCAUGCACACCGCUGUUGCCCAUGGCGCACCUGCCAGCAGUCCCCAUCGAGCAGCAAGGUCGCAUUUCUUCAUCUUCGUCACUAUCUCCAGCGACAGGACUGAUGUCCGGUCAGUCCACCAUGCCCAGUGACUUGAAUGGCUUCAUGCGUCAUUGUGGUAUAUCACCACUACCUCAGCCAUCCUCCACUGCUGUUAGCACCAUCGAUGAUCGCACCAUGGCUAGUUCCGUUGGCGACGGGCUGCUUGAGGCCACCAGCUGUUCUAGCUCAGCAUUCGCAUCCAGACAGCCAUGCACCGGGGUUCUUCACAACGGCAUCAACCCCACUCUUACCACUAUCGGUAACAGCAGCGGCAGCAGUGUGGGUAGCAUUGACAAUGACAGUGGCAUCAUCUGUCGUAGUCCAGCCAGUUGUGACUUGAGCAGUGUUGAUCAGUUUAAGAGUCUACAUGGCCAGGUAGCAUGUUCAUCGCCACCUGAUGCUACUCCUGCAAGAAUACGCCAAGGUCUGAAGAGAACCCACAGCACGUCAAGCAUCGGUAGCAGUACUGGCAGCAGCAGCAGCAGCAGCAUCGGCUACGCUUCUCAGGGCAGUGGAAAUGCCAGCAGCCAUUUUGUGUUUGCUGCUUCCGAAGGCUCGCCUUCCAGCUUAGAGGACGGAUCUAGCCACGCUCUUGCCAAGAGAAUAUCUCCUUUCCAAAAUCCUUCACCUUCUUCGCUAGGCGACACCGGUUUUCAUCAAUCGCCGUCCUGCGAGGCAGCCUCUGCAUUCGCAAGAACUGAGAACGCUCCGCAACACUUCGACCAAUCACUGUCCAGCGAAAGGGUCACCGGAGCUGAUCUAGAGCUUUCAGCGUCUUUCCAUAUUGGAAACCUGAAUGACGUAAGCCACCACCACACCUCUACACUAGGCAAGAACAGUGGCAGUGGCAGCAGCAGCCACUUAACGCAGUCACCUCCCGUGUCCCCAGUACACUCUUGCUCAGAUCAACCUAUCCAAGGAAGGGUACAACCGGAUAGCGAAGAAGAAGGCGAUGAUGAUCAAGAAGAGGAUGAAGAAGAAGAAGGCAAGGAAGAGGUCGAUGAGGAUGAGGAGGAACAUAGCGACAGUUCUGGAGAAGACGAAUCAUCUGUUUUCUUCCGAGUAGCGCCAUCAGUACUGUUGGCACCAUCUAUAGCACCGGUAUAUCCGCCAUCAUCAGUAUUCUCACAGCAACUUCACCAACUGCAGCCAAACCCUCUUUGCAGCCGAGAACAGGCACAUGAUUCUCAACUGCACGAUGACUUGCAAGAUGAAAUACAGCCACCACAGCUGCUGCAAGACGAUUCAUUCCAUUCCUUUUCAUCUCAACUGCACCGACAGCAGCAGCUACAACAACUGCGCCGCCAGCUGGUGCGAGGCGGGUGUAUGUUUUCAACGAGUGCCGCCAAGAGAAUGUCAUCAUCCUUCAAUCCUGGCAUCUACAGUAGCAGCAGCAGCAGCAGCAGCGUUGGUGGUGGCGGCGGAGGCAUCAGUAGCAGCAGUAGUACUGCAUCGAUAUGUGGUGCAAUUGGUCAGAGCGCACUGUCAUUUUACUGCGGCAGCAAUCAACAUCUCGGCCAUGUUGUACAUGGACUGCCACUCCCAGCAGCAGCAACUCAGCAUGUAUCACCCAACACGUACCUACCACCAGCCGCAGCAGCAGCAGCAAGUCAAUGUACAACUGCUGCUGCUGCAGGUGUAGUAAUGCAGCAUGGCACUAGCUCUAGUCUCAUGUUUCCGGCACAACACACUCAGAAUCAUCACCGGGUGCCAGCGGCGGUUCAAACUGCUCCCGGCACUGCAGCUGCUUCCGCUGCUAUUGGCUACUAUCCACAGCUGUUUCUACCGGCCAAUGUAGGUAACAACGCUGGCCUGCCAGCCAGUAUGGCCACCACCACCACUGCGGCGGCGGCUUCAUCUCAGACACACUGUCAGGCUGAUGCUGGUGCUGGAUCAUUCCAAGCAGACUUGCUUGCAUCCCAGGCCGGCGCGAUUACAAACUCGUCUUCGGUGCUUCCGCCGCUAGGCACUGCAGCCCUAGCAAUGCAGUCCAGUCAUGCCAGCAACGUCAUCUCUCCCACGAAUAGCGGCAUUUGGUACAAGCCUCAGAUAUCCCGUGCCUCCUCGAUGACUGGUAUGGCAACCUACCGUUGAUUGGUGAUAGAACUAGCAGUGACGACAUGUUGCUGCCUUUGUCCGUAAUGUCCCUGACCAUCAGCACUGCCCUACUGACUUAUAGUGAAAUCCGAUUGGCUGUUGUCCCACAAUGAGACAACAGAACAGUGCCAGUGUUGAGACAGCACACGUAUGGGUACGCCAUCCCGACGCAUCAAGCACCAGCCGUCAUGCAUAGGUGCGUGUUGGAUUGAUAUCAUAUUGCUGCUGCCAGAUCCCUGAUCCCUUGCAUGACACGCGUCAAGCGCUUCCACAGAACCGAUAUGAUACUGCUGCCCCCACACACCCAGAUUGAAGCCAACACAGAUUCACAACCUGCAUUCUGCACAGAUCCAUGACCUGCAUUCUGCACAGAUCCAUGACCUGCAUUCUGCACAGAUCCAUAACCUGCAUUCUGCACAGAUCCAUGACCUGCAUUCUGCACAGAUCCAUGACCUGCAUUCUGCACAGAUCCAUGACCUGCAUUCUGCACAGAUCCAUGACCUGUAUUCUGCACAGAUCCAUGACCCACACUGACACAUGCGUAACCACACACAGACCACUACUGGUCCCCACCGCUCUGACACCGUUCUUGUACUUACUGUUAUAUGGCACCCGUGCACACAGAAACGUGAAACGUAAUGCACUUAUGCUUCCACCCUGCCUGGACAGGGAAACUUUCGAUGCCAGCAUCACUGUUUCCCAAGCUAUAGUAAAUUAGCCAGCUGACAAUAGCAAUAACACUAUCUAAGUGCCCCAAUGCCCCGGUGCUCUCUCUCUCUCUCUCUGUCUCUCUCUCUCUCUCUCUCUCUCUCUCUCUCUCUCUCUCUCUCUCUGUCUCUGUCUCUGUCUCUCUCUCUCUCUCUCUCUCUCUCUCUCUCUCUCUCUCUCUCUAUCUCUAUCUCCCUCUAUCUGCACUGACAACGUGACCCAAUCUCAGUGUUCUCUAGCAUGGCACUGACUGCCCAUUUCCUGAUACUCCGUUUGUACACUCCCUGCUAUAGUUGCGCAUGUACUGUCUGCUGCAGCAGCACUAAUAACCGUACAAACACAUCACCUCGCUCCCAGUUACCCAACCCCUCUAGAACGCACCUGUAUUGUCUUGCAUUUUUACUUUCACCUUUUCUAUUCCUUUCUCACACCAGUAGGUGCCGCCCCCGUUAGACCAGCGGCAUCGUACUUGCUGCAUGUGAUUAUACUCAUAUUAUAUUAGCCGGGACUGGCUAACACUUGUCUAGUUUCCCUUGUCGCUGAGAUUCGUGUCUCACGCAGGUUCAACACUGUACAGCACACAUUAUCACGCUCACAAAGCAGGUUUUCUAAACUUUUCUUUUCUCACACCAUUUGCUUUUUACCUUUGGAGCGAUUCAAUAGUAGAAUCUGCACCAGUACCCCCCC
Messenger RNA from Sycon ciliatum, 5029 nucleotides. RefSeq lists its product as uncharacterized. Gene Ontology annotation, biological process: positive regulation of transcription by RNA polymerase II. NCBI's taxonomy places the organism in Eukaryota, Metazoa, Porifera, Calcarea, Leucosolenida, Sycettidae. The record is from RefSeq and is a predicted model, not a curated record. Bases 344 to 3631 code for a protein of 1095 amino acids. The transcript is spliced from 5 exons. Gene Ontology annotation, molecular function: DNA-binding transcription factor activity, RNA polymerase II-specific; RNA polymerase II cis-regulatory region sequence-specific DNA binding; protein dimerization activity.